Molecule: messenger RNA, 1327 nt
Organism: Pseudogymnoascus destructans
Lineage: Eukaryota; Fungi; Ascomycota; Leotiomycetes; Thelebolales; Thelebolaceae
Exons: 4
Coding region: 219-1211 (330 amino acids)
Biological process (GO): GPI anchor biosynthetic process
Cellular component (GO): endoplasmic reticulum membrane
Molecular function (GO): hydrolase activity, acting on ester bonds
Source: RefSeq, a predicted model, not a curated record
GCCCGUUAAAAUUCAAAUGACCGUUAUGAUUCGAGAACCAGUUUUCUCCACGGUUCGAGCCGCUCAAGAUGGCGCUAGACUAUUCUUGGAUGUGGAUUUGCGCCGCUUAUGUCGAUGGUGCAUCGUAGGACCAGCAUCUCCUUAAAACAAGAGUUGCUCCCAAGAGUCAACUAUAACAUCCAAGGCUUGGCCCAGUACUCCAAUUGCCACUAUUCAGGAUGAUAUUGAGGUAUCUACGAAACAUUGGGGGCCUCCCUCUUCUCCUUCUUGCCCUAUGCCUCUUGAUGGGGACAACCACUGCCUCAGUGGGUGACAGGCUGCCGGAGUUUCGGAAAUGCUUAGAGGUGUGCAAAGCAGAGAACUGCAAGAAUGGCGACUCCUCCGUUGCUCUCUUCCACCGCCUGCUCCUCUGGACCUGCCCUGCCGAAUGCGACUACACCUGCCAGCAUAUAAUCACCGACAUGCGCGUUUCUUCGGACCCCCCCCUCCCCAUCGUCCAAUUCCACGGCAAGUGGCCCUUCCACCGCAUCCUCGGCAUGCAAGAGCCUUUCUCCGUCAUUUUCUCCCUCCUCAACUAUGCCGCGCACUACCAGGGCCUCCACAAGAUCCGCAAGUUCAUACCAGAAUCCUACCCGCUGCGCAAAUACUAUGUCAACCUCGCAUACGUCGGCAUGGUUAGCUGGAUCGCCAGCUCCAUCUUCCACACCCGAGACUUCCAGUUGACGGAGGAACUGGAUUACUUCGGCGCCGGCGCGAACGUGCUCUACGGCCUAUACUACACCCCCGUCCGCGUCUUCCGUCUCGACAAGGGCGGCGCGCGGGCGAAGAGCGUAGUUCGCGCCUGGACGACGCUGUGUAUUCUCCUGUUCCUGGCACACGUCACGUAUCUGAAGUACUACUCGUGGGACUACACGUAUAACAUGGCUGCGAACAUCGCGGCGGGGAUCCUGCAGAAUGCGAUGUGGACGUGGUUCUCUAUCACGCGGUAUCGGGAGUCGAAGCGCAUGUGGGCGGUGUGGCCGGGGAUUGUGGUAGCCUGGGUCAUGAUUGCGAUGAGUUUGGAGUUGUUGGAUUUUCCGCCGAUAGGGGGGCAUUUGGAUGCACAUGCGUUGUGGCAUCUGGGGACGGUGUUUCCGACUGUGUUGUUUUAUAACUUUUUGCUCAAAGACUCGCAAAAUGAUAAGCCUUCAACCUGGCGGUUGAAGGCUUAAUAGGGGGCAGGUUUGAGUCUUAAAAGUUGGAAUCUAUUGUGGCGUCGCUUCAUUGGAGCUUAAUUAAGAUACCCAGGAAUACCAUUAAAUAAUAUACAAUAAUCGUGCAAGCCACC